Messenger RNA from Moneuplotes crassus, 702 nucleotides. Lineage: Eukaryota; Ciliophora; Spirotrichea; Euplotida; Euplotidae. The record is from the annotation of a GenBank genome assembly.
UCUUUUUCUAGCUUGACUGGUCUAAGGAAAUGUUCAGUGAAAAAUCUUACCAAUUAAUGAAGCACAUAUUCUAAGAAGCCUGCCGAAAACUAUUUAAACCUCCUUAAAGUGCAUUCUCAUCACUGAGAUCCUGAUGAGGAAGAUCUUACAGCCAGCCAAGACACUCUAAGAAGACUCUAGCAUUGAGGGCUUAAUAAUUAUUCCCUGAUCCUCUAGGACCCUGCUUUUGGCAGUGGAAGGAGAAACUGUAUUAAGAUUAUCAAUCUGUCCUCCAAGGAUGGGGCUGAGCUGAAGAAUAAUUUGCACGUUUCUGCUAAACUUGAAAAGAAGGCCAUGACUAGUAAUACAGAUUAUUGGAAGAAGAAUAACAAGAGAGUCAUUAUUUGAAAGGGGUAAAGGAAAUGAGAGAGAAGAUUGGCAAGACUAUGGCGAGGAAGAAGAUGAUGGUCUCGUGAUCAACCAGGAUUUAAUAUGUGACGAAAGAAGUGGAAAUUUGGAUUUAUCUAACAGAAAGAAAUUAGAGAAAUGGUUUAUUACUAAGAUAUAAAAUGAUAAUGAUAAUCCUCUAGAUAAUAUUCAAAAUAUCGUAAACCCGAUAAGAUAUCAGUCGUUCCCUUGACAUUCACCCCAAACACGAAUUUAUAAAACUAUUUUCAAAGAUUUAAACCCCUAGAACCCCAUACCUCCCCAAAACAUUCCAUA